Messenger RNA from Symphalangus syndactylus (siamang), 2952 nucleotides. RefSeq names its product asialoglycoprotein receptor 1 (gene ASGR1). The record is from RefSeq and is a predicted model, not a curated record. Lineage: Eukaryota; Metazoa; Chordata; Mammalia; Primates; Hylobatidae.
AAUUUUUGUAUUUUUAGUAGAGACGGGGCUUCAUCAUGUUGGCCAGGCUGGUCUUGAACUCCUGACCUCAGGUGAUCCACCCACCUCGGCCUCCCACAGUGCUGGGAUUACAGGCGUGAGCUACUGUGCACAGCCGAGACUUAUCUUUAAUAUUGCCUGAUUUCCAAGUGAGCAUAAUUCAAAUUCACAUGGCUCUCUCUGAAGCCCCGUGGGGCCGUGAGGGACCACGGUUUAGCAUCUCUGGGACACUGGAGCCCAGCUGUGUCAACCGGAUGGGAUCCUGGCUCUGUGUGAUGGGUGUGGUUCUGGGGCCCGAACGCAGUGCCUGGAGUCAGGCUGCCCAGGUUCUAGUCUACCCUUUGCUGCUUCCUUGCAGCAUGACCCUGGGCAAGCUCUUACCUUGUAGGGCCUUAGCUUUCUCAUCUGUGAAAUGGGAUGUGCUCUGGGGAUAAUGAAAGAAGUUCAUGAAAGCAGUGACCUGAGGCACACAGUAGCAGUGAGUGGAGGUUUGCUGGCACCAGUCCCAGCGGAGGCUCUCCUGCCUCUCCUGGAACCAAACAGGCCCUCCUGCUGCUUGGAGGACUUUACUCCCCAGGAGAGGGAAGCAAGUCAGGCCACAGCUGGGAAGCCUGGGGCUCAGCCCCACAGGAAACUGGGGCCUGCGGCUCAGGUGCCAGGGUCACAGGUCUGGAUUGGGCAAGAGCAGAGAACCGGUCCCUCUGAUCCUGUUCAGGGAUAUUUGGAGACACCAAUAGUUCUGGGGAAUUUGGAGGCAGGAGGCAAAACGAGGAGGGAGCGGGGAUAUGGCAAAUCCCACUCCAGCCCCUCCUGGCCUGGCACCCCUCCCAAACGGUGCACGGAAGAGUGAGGUGACUGGCGUGUGUGAGGGCAACACGAUUCUCCUCCCUGGGGAGGAGAGCAGAGGCAACCCAUCCCCCACUGCCACCCCCACACUCACCUAAGUUCCAAUCCAUUUCCACCUCUGUUUACUGUCCAAAGUCCCGGGCACUGGAGAUGCCACAUUUGGUGUGUUUGGACACAUAGACACGCAGACACAGAGACACCGGGGCCCAGGGCCCUCCUAUGGACCCUGCCCGCUCCCCUCCCGUCGUCCACGGCUGUCCACCCACCCCCAUUCUCCAAGCUUCAGCCCCUCUCCUUAGUCCGGCAUCUGCACAGCACUGAAGAACCUGGGAGGCAGACCCUGAGACCCUGAGCAAGUAAAAUGGGAAGAGAGGUGGCGGGAGGCUGGCUGGGGGUGCAGGGGUGCGGAGGGAACCCAGGGCGUGUUGGGGGCUGCUGGGUGGGAAACAUCAGAGGAUGGAUUCUGGAUGUCAGGCCUGGGAGGGGAUGGAGGAAAGAAGAAAGGUCUCGGCCGGGCGCGGUGGCCCAUGCCUGUAAUCCCAGCACGUUAGGAGGCUGGGGUGGGCGGAUUGCCUGAGCUCAGGAGUUUGAGGCAAGCCUGGGCAACACGGUGAAACCCCGUCUCUACUAAAAUACAAAAAAUUAGCCGGGCGUGGUGGCGGGCGCCUGUCGUCCCAGCUACUCGAGAGGCUGAGGCAGGAGAACCGCUUGAACCCCGGAGGCAGAGGUUGCAGUGAGCUGAGAUCACGCCACUGCACUCCAGCCUGGGGACAGAGCAAGACUCUGUCUCAAGAAGAAAAAAAAAAAAAGGAAAAAGAAAAAGAAAGAAAGAAGAAAGGUCUCCAUGGAGCCGUCAAUCAGAUGGGAGUAAAGAGAUGGGCCCCUCAUUCCAGCUCUAGUCCUGGUGAGCCCCCACCUCAGCCCCAGCCUCAGUCUUGACUCAGUCCCAGGUCCAGCGCCAGCCCUAUCAUGACCAGGGAGUAUCAAGACCUUCAGCAUCUGGACAAUGAGGAGAGUGACCAUCAUCAGCUCAGAAAAGGGCCACCUCCUCCCCAGCCCCUCCUGCAGCGCCUCUGCUCCGGACCUCGCCUCCUCCUGCUCUCCCUGGGCCUCAGCCUCCUGCUGCUGGUGGUUGUCUGUGUGAUCGGAUCCCAAAACUCCCAGCUGCAGCAGGAGUUGCGGGGCCUGAGAGAGACGUUCAGCAACUUCACAGCGAGCACCGAGGCCCAGGUCAAGGGCUUGAGCACCCAGGGAGGCAAUGUGGGAAGAAAGAUGAAGUCGCUGGAGUCCCAGCUGGAGAAACAGCAGAAGGACCUAAGUGAAGAUCACUCCAGCCUGCUGCUCCACGUGAAGCAGUUCGUGUCUGACCUGCGGAGCCUGAGCUGUCAGAUGGCGGCGCUCCAGGGCAAUGGCUCAGAAAAGGCCUGCUGCCCGGUCAACUGGGUGGAGCACGAGCGCAGCUGCUACUGGUUUUCUCGCUCCGGGAAGGCCUGGGCCGACGCCGACAACUACUGCCGGCUGGAGGACGCGCACCUGGUGGUGGUCACGUCCUGGGAGGAGCAGAAAUUUGUCCAGCACCACAUAGGCCCUGUGAACACCUGGAUGGGCCUCCACGACCAAAACGGGCCCUGGAAGUGGGUGGACGGGACGGACUACGAGACGGGCUUCAAGAACUGGAGGCCGGAGCAGCCGGACGACUGGUAUGGCCACGGGCUCGGAGGGGGCGAGGACUGUGCCCACUUCACCGACGACGGCCGCUGGAACGACGACGUCUGCCAGAGGCCCUACCGCUGGGUCUGCGAGACAGAGCUGGACAAGGCCAGCCAGGAGCCACCUCUCCUUUAAUUUAUUUCUUCAAUGCCUCGACCUGCCGCAGGGGUCCAGGAUUGGGAAUCCUCCCAUCUGGGGGCCUCUUCUGCUUUCUCGGGGAUUUUCAUCUAGGAUUUUAACGGAAGGGGAAGGAUAGGGUGAUGUUCGGAAGGUGGGGAGCUUGAAACUUGUGGCGCUUUCUGCAGUUUGCAGGUUAUCAUUGUCAACUUUCUUUUCUUUUCUUUUUUUUUUUUUAGAGUAAAAAGAAAUAUACCUAAA